AUGCAUAAUCAGGAGUUGCGCAACGAACUGUCAAGUUUAUCUUCUGAUCCAGGCGGAAAGCCUCAAGAAAGGUCUGGGAUUAAGCUCAGAUCUAACCUUUUUGCCGGGAAAGCUCCCAACCAAUGGGUCCUUGAUCGCACAGAGUCCGAGUGGGUUGAGAGCAUAUUCCCAGAUGCAGCUGUCUUUCGAGGGUUUGACGAGCUGCUAUGGGGCUACUUCAUCAUUGCAGUCUACAAAGAACCAAUGCCAGGCAAGUUAAGUAGCCUGGUAGUUGAUAAAAUGGGUGUAACGCAUUUCAAUUCUGUUGACAUAUCGCGCGAGUCCCGCUUUCAUCCCGCUAUAGAGAAUCUUACAGCCGAACAUCAGAAGUCUAACGUGCGGAAGUGCAUAGCAGCUUCAAUGCUACAGAAGUUUUCGAACCUAACACCUGAAAUGGUGGCCAAGAUAGAACCGAAUAUGAAAUAUGAUUACGACCCCACUGUUGCAGGAGACCUUGCCGACUCUUGUCAACUGGUAGGUUUUUGCUCACCCGCUGACGUAGGCAAAAGUUUGGGCCGUCUUGGCUUUCUUCAGGAUCGCUAUGUGGGGUCAGCCUUACUUGAUGUUGUGUACGAGAACAAACAGGAGACCAUUGAUUCAAAUAAUGAACUUGUCUUUCAUCUUGGAGAACAAUUGGAGCAACUCUUCAAUCCCUUAACGGAGUACUCUCCAGAACAGACGGAGUCGGUGUACAAACCGCCGGAAGAUGAUAGAGACAUUGAAGAAGAAGGCUCGCUAAUUGCUUCAAUAUGCAAUGAACUUCUACAAGUUCAAACAAACUUCACACUCGUCCUUGUCGAAUUUCUACAAAAGUUCCUGAUACCUUUACGGAUAAAAGCAUCAAACGAGGAGAUAGACGCAUUGUCUAUUCCAAAGCUAAACAGAUUGUUUCCUCCCACAAUUGAUGAAGUGAUCAGGAUCAACUGCAUUUUUUUAGAUGCGCUUAAAGCAGCUACACCCCAUGGCUCAAAAGAAGUUUUAAAUGCCUGUAGCGUGACUAUUCCCUACUUCUACAAGGCAUAUACAAGACACGAGGCAGCGACUAAAAACUUCUCUAAAGAUAUUAAGCUCUUUAUGGCAAAGUUCAGGUCCGUAAUACCAAGCUGUGAUGUUUACACAGAGCUGAGAAUCGAGACAAUAAUGAAGGGGCCACAAGAGAUUAUUUUAAAACUAAAACUCAUUCUGGAGAGGCUCUGGUCUACCAAAAAGUGGGGAAAUUACGAUCUGAAGCUAGCUGAGGCUCGCUACUCUAAAGUGAUUGAAAUCAUAGACUCUUUUGGAAACGUUGAACAGGUUUUAAGCUCCUAUAGCACCAGAGUUUUUACUCCAUCUGGGAAAAUUCUUUCCGAACUCGCGAAAGGCUGGCCCGUUGAGUUGCAAUACAAAUGGCUAAAACGAAGAGUUGUGGGAGUCUUCGAUGUGACAGACUCUAAUGAUGCUACCCAAAAGAAUAUUUUAGUGAUUUUUAGUGAUUUUAUUGUCAUUCUAAAAGUUUUAGACGAUGAAUCUUAUCAUGACAGCAAUGCAGGAAAAAAACCGCUGCUUUCAGAUAUAUUAAUGAAUUCCCUCAUAAACGAAGUUCCGCUGCCACCCAAAAUUCCGCAGCUUCAAGUGCUUUGUUAUUCAUACAUUGACAAUGUUUUUGCGAGUACGUUCGACGAUAAGUUUAUCAGAAUAGACUAUUUCGAUGAAGAGGGUGCCAAUUCCAUAGCUCUCCAGAUAAUUUCAUCUUCUGCCACCGCGUCUCAAGUUAGCGAUCUGGUUUUGAAGGCGAAGAUACUUGAGAAAGAUACCGCCUUCCAUUUAUUUCGCUACUCGAAUGAAGAGCUCCAAAUAUUUUCAACCGCGCACGAAAUGAGGGCAUAUUCAACUGAGAACAUACGAUCUAGGUUCGCUUUGUUCCUAAAUAUUGAGCCGUCAUUCUCUCCUAUAAAGCAAUACAACCUUGCCGCUGCUUUUUUCGCAUCUAUCUCUGAAAGAAAGGGUGUUAAAAUCAAUUUGGUUACAAUAGAGGGGGCCAAAGAGGAAUUCGACCUUGCUCUUGGUGAGCUGGCUGAGUUUUUGGUUCAAAAGUUGGCUGAACUAUAUCCAACGUACUAUUCGACUGCUUCAUCACCUCUUUUACCGCAAUUGCUUGCAAUUAACGAACAACUUGUGAGACGGAUAGGCCGCCACUUCCAUGAUAGCGAGCAUGUAGGUACCAGUUCCCAGGUAGCGCACUCACAUAUUGGUACUGAGGCUCAAGCAUCCGAAUUACACACAAAGUCUUUUGGUACCCUCACGACCUUUAGGAGUUACACAGACGACCUCAAAGACUCUGCUCCCAGGAGUAACGAUAGACAGGAAAUUUCAAACAGGUCAGGAAAACAGAGCAAGGCACACACACAGAGAGAGGGAGAGCAACCCGCCAACAAUGGUAAAGCGCACCGCGUUAACGACAAGAAAGCUAAAAGAAAUAGCAUCAUUUCAAUUUUCACUAACCUAUUCAGUAGGAGAAAAGGUAGCCAGUAUCGUACAGAGCAUUUAGAUAAGGUUAAUGAUAAAGGAGUUGGUGAAGACCUUUUGAAAGGAAAAUUCGGAGGGACUGAAAAAAGUGCAGUAACAAGACCCGCUUCUGCAAACAAAUCUCAAAGUCGGCCUCAGCAGAAAAGGUUGGCAUCUGUGAUUCAUAGGCCGUCUUUAUUGCAAGGUGCAGCGGACCCUAAACAUAAUACCGCCAAAUUUAAGGAGGAUAAGGAAACUGAGCGACGCGAAAGUAACAAAAAGGUUGUAGAUCAAGAGGUCAAAGUGGUACCUGAUAGCAUUGCAGGCGCCAGCUACGAUUCGGGCUCUCAUAUAAACUCGAAUCCUGGGGUCAUUGAGGUGCAAAAUCGUUCAAGUAGACUGGCUGCGCUAGAUUAUCAAGAAGGUAAGGGAGUUACUGUACAUGAUACAUCUGUCUUAGAAUCAGACCUCGCAUCAGAUAAAAGCGCGUGCUUUCGGGCCGAAAAUGGGACUUCGAUGUACGCACUUCAAGAGGCAGGCCGGGAAAGUAAAGUUUUCAACGCGGAUCUAUAUGGAGAUGUCUUGAUGCAGGAGAAAGGAUUUGAGAGCCCAGAUUUUUUGGGGCAUGAUCCAUCCAAAUCAAACAUCACCCAGCAGGCCGUGGGCGCUCAGCAGCAAGCAAAGGGCAUUGAUGUCGGCAAACUAGUGAAUGAGGACCAGAAUAGUACCACAACGCCCAAAAUCUUGAAGACUACCCAAGAUAAACAGAAGGCAGCAAACUGCAAUAUUGUGACCUCUGAAAACGAAGAACCCGACUUUUCACCAACCAAGAAAGAUAUAUUCCCUGAAAUUCAGAAACUGGCGAUCAAAAAUGUUCUCUUUGACAGGUCUCCAUCAUUCAGAGAACUUUUUGACAGUAUGCGAACUGUCCUAGACGAGAGUGAUGAAAGAUCUAACUGGAAGAUACUAUCUAGUGAUCCUUCUGUCAAAGAAGUUGCCUUCAGUGAAUCAAAGAAAACAAAUGAGACACAUGCGUUCAAGAGCCUUGUGCCAUCUAACAGGCCAGUCGCCGAUUUGAAAUUUUCCAGUUCCUCAGAAGCGCAGGAGGAAGUCUCCUCAGUUCAACAUGAUGACUUAGAAACCUCCGAACCUUUACGGCUCUUUGGCAAUAUCUCGGGCCUUUCUUCGAACAUUAAGGCCGACAUCGCAUACAGGCCCUCAGAAAUUGAAAGCACAGAUAAACACAAGGACGUCAGUGGCAGAUCCCCUUUCAAGGUUAUUAACCACUCUCCUCCUAAAAUUAUACCCCUGCAAUCAACCCCUUCUAUUUCUUCAAAGUCAGGCGAACGUUUCAAGACAAGCGAUGCAUUCUUAAGUGAUAUUUCUUACUCGUCACUUUCAGGAAAUGUUGAACCCAGACUUUUGGAAUUGAGCUUCAGUUCAAAAGAAGAAACUGACUCAAAGAACCGUCACGAGUCCUCGCUUCAAAAAAGAGGCGGAAAACCGCCUUUUAACGAACAGGUAUUCGAUUUAAACGUUCAGCAAUCAGCUAAUCUCUUUGAAAAAGGGAACACAACUAAAAUUGAAUUCCCAGACAGCAAUUUGAAGUCAACGCCAGCUAAUCCUAGUUCAGCUUUGAGCAGUAAGAAGACCGCAAUUCCAGAUAGUGGUCCUGAAACAAACAAUGUUAAGCAGACUUGUGAUGCUACUGCUGAAAAGAACGAUUUCCAUGAAGAUCAAAUGUCUCGUUGUGAUCUCCUUGAUGAUCCUGAAUUCAGCACCUUUCAUAUGACAUUCGAUGGUUUAGACGAAGUUCAAGACUCCUCUGAUGUUCCAAAUUUCUCUAAAGACAAUGAGCGAACUUCAACUCAAAAACAAAUCCAUUCACCCGAACCACUGUUUUAUCGUUUCCCAGCCACAGCCAAGUCUAACGACACUUUUUUUUCUUGUCAUGAUGAAAACAGCAAGUCGAACCCAUCUGGAAGACAAGCGGCUCAUCAUCUGACAGCUGAACAGGACGACCCCAUAUGGAUUUCUCCAAGCAAACUUGAAAUAUUUGAUACAAGCAUGCAUCCGGACGUUGGCUCUUCAAAGCCUCGGGUGCAACAAGAUUAUUAUAAAAACGAGAGCGAGCAUAAACAAAGCGAGUUCAGCCCGAAAAGCAGACGCGCGCCAGAAGAGCAGGCUUUGCUCUCUGACUCUUCCUAUGCAUAUUUGGGGCCCCUACUCGCAGAUGAUAAUAAAAGUGACGAAUCUAUUGAUAGCCAAAGCCCAGUCCGUCUCCAAUUCCAUUCUUGA
Lachancea thermotolerans CBS 6340 is the source of this 4821-nucleotide messenger RNA. RefSeq names its product Bud3p (gene BUD3). The record is from RefSeq and is a predicted model, not a curated record. Gene Ontology annotation, molecular function: guanyl-nucleotide exchange factor activity. NCBI's taxonomy places the organism in Eukaryota, Fungi, Ascomycota, Saccharomycetes, Saccharomycetales, Saccharomycetaceae. The transcript has a single exon. The coding region runs from base 1 to 4821 and encodes 1606 amino acids.